Chanos chanos (milkfish) is the source of this 1095-nucleotide messenger RNA. It is a transcript of the gene rcn2, whose product is annotated as reticulocalbin 2. Bases 5 to 946 code for a protein of 313 amino acids. Gene Ontology annotation, molecular function: calcium ion binding. Gene Ontology annotation, cellular component: endoplasmic reticulum. The transcript is spliced from 7 exons. The record is from RefSeq and is a predicted model, not a curated record. Lineage: Eukaryota; Metazoa; Chordata; Actinopteri; Gonorynchiformes; Chanidae.
GAAAAUGGAAUACAUGUUCCUUCUGAAUCUUGUAACGCUGGCCCUACACUAUGCUUCUGCGGACAGUUCUCACAGGAUAUUUCAGGAGGAUCACUAUGUGGGACAUCAGCAUAACCAUAAGCAUGAUGCGAACUCCCUCCUCGGCUCAGAUGAGAAAGCUGAACUGAAGAAGCUCAGUCCUUUAGAGCAGAGAAAGAGAUUGGUGGAAAUAGUGCAGAAGAUUGAUACAAAUUCUGAUAAAUAUUUGACCACGGAGGAGAUCACGCUGUGGAUACAGAAGGUGUACAGAAAAUAUGCACUCGAUGAUGCAGAGGAGCGAUUUCCGGAGUUUGACAAAAAUAAAGAUGGUAUUGUGUCCUGGGAGGAGUACAACACAGUUCUUCACGGGCAUUUUGUGGAGAUGGAUGAAAACACUGUUCUUGAAGAUCCAGAGGAAGAGUCUCUCAGAUUUCUUCAUUUAAAGGAAAAAAGACGCUUUGACUUUGCGGAUGUGGAUGGUACCCUUGGCCUGAACCUAACAGAAUUUCUAGCAUUUACGCACCCAUCAGAAGUAGAUCACAUGGCUGAUUUUGCCAUUGAGGAUGUGUUGACCGAGUAUGACCAAGACAAAGAUGGGUUUAUCAGUUUAAGUGAAUUUAUCGGUGACAUUCGAGCAAAUGAAGGAGAUGACCCUUCACAAUGGGAGAUUGAGGAGACUGUCCGUUUUAAGGACUUGUACGAUCAAGACAGAGAUGGUAAGCUGAACCGUGAGGAGCAGCUCUGCUGGGUUGCCCCCAACAGCUAUGGCUCAGCGAGGGAGGAGGCAAUUUAUCUGAUCAAAGAGAUGGACCAGGAUGGUGAUGAGAAGCUCUCUGAGGCUGAGAUCCUGAAAAACCAGGACAUUUUUAUGAACAGUGAAGUAACGGACUAUGGAAGACAGAUCCACGUGUUACAUGAUGAAUUAUAAUCCUUAGUUGUUGUUUUUUUCCUAAUUGUACUUCAACUUUAAUAGUCAUUUGAGUGUCGUUGGAUUUUUUCAUAGUCCAUAUUCGCGCUCAUAGUCCCUAGUUCCCUUCUUAAUAAUUUAACUCUGUAAAAUUACAUUAUCUUUAAAGC